Molecule: messenger RNA, 2476 nt
Organism: Cyprinus carpio (common carp)
Lineage: Eukaryota; Metazoa; Chordata; Actinopteri; Cypriniformes; Cyprinidae
Exons: 3
Coding region: 12-959 (315 amino acids)
Source: RefSeq, a predicted model, not a curated record
UUAUUAAUUCAAUGGCUAAUAAUAAUAAUGUCAAUAACUUUGCUAUCAUUCUUAUAGUUGAUGAGAACGUGUUGUUUGUCUGUGAUGAACCCGGUGCUGUUAAUAACGACGAACAAGCUGUUGUCAACAAUCAGGAGCUGAUAACCCCGCCAGAAAUCGUAGCACAAGAGGUUGAGAUUAGCGCCGAAUCACAACACGCCCUAGGACACGUCACAAAUCCUGCCUCCGCAGACGCACCGGCUCCCGAGGGAGCUUCUCACAAACUCCCAGAUAUCUCAAGCGUUCGCACCGAAGAUAGCGUUACGUGUAGGCCGCGACACUCGGAGGGUCAGGGGGUGAAACGUUUGAGGUUACCGGAGGGGGGAACGGACGAUAUACCAACCACCAGUCGUUUAAGGACUUCGGAGAAUAACGAGCAAGGAUAUGACGAAGGAGGGCUAACAGCCUGGAGCGAUUCUAUGGUGAGCGCCUGGGAUCGUGCGUCUUUUAACGAUUCGGCAAGCGAGGAGGAGACGGAAGAGCUACCUAACGAGGACCCUCAAGAGCUGUUCCGUGAACGUGAUUUAAAUAGAAGGCUUGAUUAUGAUAUGCUUCGCCGUGUUAAUCGACGGUUUGACACACUUUUCGAUUUGAGCGGUCAAGCAUUGUCCUAUCGGGGUGCAGAAGAGAUCGUCGGUAAUGCACAAAGUGAUGUGGUGGCGAUUUUGAGGAACAUCAUUGAGUGUCAACAACAGCUCAACGAAUCCUUGCGUCACGCGGCUGAAUUUUGGAGAAGUUGCCACGAACAGCUAUAUGGUGAAUUUCGACAGUUUCAACAGCGCAUGAGCGGGGUACCGGGAGAAAUCCACCAGGUACAAGUUGAACAAAAUUUAUCUGUUAAUGCUCUUACUCUGAUCACGGAACGUUUAAAUCUAAUGCAAAGAAUGUUAUCAGAUUUGUACCGGCGUGAUCACCCUUGAUAUGUAUUGUAUUGUAUUGUUGUUUUUUAUCGUUAUUAAUUUUUUUUUUUUUUUUUUUUUUGCUUCGAUUCGCUAUUACCACCAAAUAUUUCUUACAUUAUUGUUUGUUAUUUCUUACAUGUAUUAUUGUUUUGUUCUUGGUACUGAAUUAUCAUUAGUUUCUUUCAUUUAUUAAUAUCGUCUGUUGUCAUUGAUUUAUACCGUAUUGCAUGUUAUUGUUUCCCACAUUAGGCGUUGUUUUACUUGUGGAGAAAAUGGGGUUUUGAAUUUAUACCUGCUGUAUGUUUCUGUUUUUUGUCAUCUAUAUCGCAUUGUGAAUCGUUGUUGGUGUUUUCAGGAGUAUGCACGCUUGUCUUUAAAAUUUAAAAAAGGUGUGUUUUCGAUUUAAAAUAAAUAAAAAUAAUAAUUCAAAAAUGAGUAGUAAAAGAUGUCACGAUGAUUUACAUACCCACACUUCAGAAGAUGAUCAGAGACCAUUAAGGCCCAGAUAUGAUUUUCAAAACAAUACACAACAGUUACAUGAAAUUAUUAACAAUCAUUUACAGAUGUUACCACCUAAUCCUCUUAACAUGAUAGAUAGAUUACACGAACUUAUAGACGAACAACACGAAUGGUUGGGUGCCGCUGUAGACAGCGACGAUCAGGUCGGCGCUGGACCUUCUAAUAACGAAUCCUCAGGUUACGAUCCCACAGCUCCUGAUAUGGGUCUCAGUCAGCAAUACAUAGAUAGACUAGUGAGAGAAGGAGGUAGUGUGGGUGAUUUUACGAUUGUCCCAAGACCUCGAUUUAAUGGUUUAGAAAUUCGCAGAACUUUAAAUUUUCGUGAAAUAGCGACAGAUGAUUUUGCAGCGUAUAAUAUAUUUUUACAUGAUAUUUUGAACGAGAUUGUUACGCUUUCCAGAUUAUUAGCUGGCGAGGGGGGUUUUUUUAACAUCUCUCUGCAAGGUGCAAGUCUGCCCACAGAUAUUAAUGCCGUUCUAACGCCUGAUAACAAUCACGACGUUAAUGUAUUUGUAGACCAAAUCGAACGAACCGUUCAAAGCAAUACGGAUGUGGCUUUUGAUACCGCUUUAGAGUUAUGUGUCUCUGUAGCGCGAAACAAACAAGGUGGUGUUGGUGCGCGUAGGAAGUUGACAGAACUGGCGCAUAAUCAGGUCAUACAGAAAAAUAGAAUGCAUUUGUUUGUCCCCCAAAACGUCACAGACAAUAUGUGUUUUAGUGCGUGCAUAGCUCACUUUCUAAAUCCGCAGUGUAACGACGCUGAAUUGAUGACAUUAACCAGAAAUAUACAUACCGAUCUGGGUUACGAUCCACAAGAUAAAAUUGCGUUGCAUGAUGUUUCUAAAUUUGAAGCAUUUCUAGACUUGAAAAUAGUUAUCUUUCACAGAUCUGAUUCAGGUAAAUUGGAAGUGUAUAAAAAUACGGAUGAGCCGCAUCACAAGACGUUGCAUUUGUACCUGCAUGAAGAACAUUUUUAUGGGAUAAAAAAUCUGAAAGGUUUCUUAGGUUACUCGUAU